AUGUCUACGUGUACCGCACAAUUUGGCGCCCCAAAAACAGUAUCUAAAACUCGUACAGAAACAAAGAAGUUUCCGUUACACCUUACAAACCAAAAAUCUGAAAGAACCAAAUUUACGUUUCUUUUACCGUUUAAACAACUAUUCAACUUAGGCAUAACCGUUAUGAUGUUCAAUAAACAAAUUUUCCUCACGAUUGUGAUUCUUGGUUUCCAAUUGUCAUCAGUUUCCGCGCACUUUAAAUUUGUGAAUCCACCGCCCAGAGGUACUGGGAACUUGACCAUCUCUCCAUGCAGUGGAUUAAAUGAUGUCAAUACAACCUCUAUAACGGAUUUCUCUAUUCAACCCGCAAUAAUUGACAUGAAAACUGGAGACGCAAAAUUAACGGUCACCACUCCCCUCGAUCUCAGCAAAGCUAACGCGACUAUUGGGCAAAAUGGUGUCAUCCAAGCAGUAUACAACUCAAGUGAUGGCAAUACCACUUGGUACUCAUGCGCUGAUGUCAGAAUAGUUAAUGAUACAGCAACUGGUACAGUAACUGGUAAUAGUUCCUCUACUAGCGUUACCAAAUCAUUACCUGUCGCUACCGUACGAUAUAAUGUUGAAAAGCUCAAAAAAAAAACUAGCACUUUGAAGCAUAGAGGUGGUAAUGGCCGUCCAAAGAAAAUAACAGUCAAUAUAGCAAAACCUAUUGGCCAAUCCAUUCGUCAUGACGAUACGUUCUCUUGCCACUAA
Molecule: messenger RNA, 732 nt
Organism: Ambispora leptoticha
Lineage: Eukaryota; Fungi; Glomeromycota; Glomeromycetes; Archaeosporales; Ambisporaceae
Source: the annotation of a GenBank genome assembly